AUUAGCCAUUCCAUUUUCAUAUACUCUUCUUGCCUAGUGCUUGUGUUCAUCAAUUUUUUCUCACACUUAGAGAACUAAUUAAUUCACCCUUUGGUGUGAACAUGUGGUAUGUACCUAGAGAUUUGGUAUUUUCACUUGCAAUACUUCUGCUGUUGUUGGUAACAUCAUGCUCAUGUUCUUUUCUAAAGACUAAAAAUAAGAUAAAAUCAACUGCAUAUUUGUCCCCUAAGUUUGAGCUAGAACCUGGAUUAGUUAUCGAUAAAUAUUAUUAUGAUAUUGAUUUCCCAAAAGGUCAUAUAGCAAUCAAAAGUUUCAGUGUUGAUAUAGUUGAUGAAGCGGAUAAUCCUGUACCUCUCCAUGAAACUUAUCUCCAUCAUUGGGAUGUUAACAGAUAUUAUCAAAGUAAGCAUGCCACACAAACAAGACAUGAUGGUCAAAUGAUGCCUGAAAAUUCUGAUAAUAUUAUGGUGAGGAACAGUGGUACAUGCCAAGGAAAUAAGAAUGGACAAUACUUUGGCCUUGGAACUGAAACACGAGGAACAAUAAUGGAUAUUCCGAAUCCUUUCGGAAUAGAAAUAGGUAAUCCUGAAGAGGUUCCAGAAGGAUUUGAGGAGAUAUGGAUGGUUAAUAUUCGUGCCAUUGACAUGCGCGGCGUGGAGGAUAAGUUAGGGUGCACUGAGUGCAGGUGUGAUCUUUAUAAUGUUACAGUGAAUGAAGAUAGGAGCGCUAUAAGGCCAAAUUAUAAAGGAGGCUUGUUAUGUUGUUUUGAGGGUACACAUUGCAAGUUGAAGGAAGGUUUUGAGGGACCAAAGAGAAGCCUCUACCUAAAAUAUAUAGUCAAUUGGGUUGAUUGGGAUGAUUUUAUAGUGCCUGUUAAGAUAUAUCUAAUUGAUGUUACUGACACUUUGCAACUAUUUGAUGAUUCGAAAGGAUUGGACUUAGACCAUGAUUGUCGGGUUGAGUAUCAAGUUGAAUCUUGCAGCACAGAUCAAAAGGAGGGAAACAGUUGUGUUCAUGUGAAGAGGACAAGUCUCCCAAUGCAAAAUGGUGGCUAUGUGAUCUAUGGUGUUGCUCAUCAACAUUCAGGAGGAAUUGGAUCCACCCUAUAUGGACAUGAUGGGAGAGUUAUAUGUUCUUCAAUACCAAUUUAUGGAAAUGGAAAUGAAGCAGGAAAUGAGGCAGGAUACGUUGUAGGAAUGUCCACUUGUUAUCCUCAGCCAGGUUCUGUCAAAAUAAAUGACGGUGAAACUUUAACUCUAGAAUCUAACUACAACAACACCAAGGAGCACACCGGAGUAAUGGGGCAUUUCUACAUAUUGGUGGCAGAACAACUCCCAUAUCAACACUUUAGACAUUCAACUCGUUCUUCAUUUCUUAUGGAUGUAACCAAUUUACUUGUAGAUAAUUAGUUACAUGCUAUGAAAUACGGACACUCUUCAGAUUAGACAUAUCUUUAUGUCGGACAUUAAAUACUUUUUUAAUCUAUUAUCAAUGUUGGCAUAUCAAUGUUCGUGUCGUAUGCCAUGUCUAGGUUUGUUUUUGUGCUUCAUAAGUUAUGUAUGAUAGUAUGAGUGAAGUGUCAUCUAUGAUAUUAAAGUAAUAUAUGAUUGGUCAAAGAAGGAUAAAGACUAAUACAGGACUCUUUGUAUUCCUUGUAUAAUAUGGUUAUGUUAUGUGAUAUGUUUGUCUGUUUCAUUGUAAUUGUAAUGUAAAAGGAUUUCCAUUUAGUAUGAAAUAUCUUUGAUUUUAUUAGAA
This is a messenger RNA of Trifolium pratense (red clover), 1755 nucleotides long. RefSeq lists its product as uncharacterized. The record is from RefSeq and is a predicted model, not a curated record. The transcript is spliced from 4 exons. The coding region runs from base 102 to 1409 and encodes 435 amino acids. NCBI's taxonomy places the organism in Eukaryota, Viridiplantae, Streptophyta, Magnoliopsida, Fabales, Fabaceae.